UACAAAACAUUCCAGAGAAAGAAAAAAUGUCCACCAAGAUUCCCAUUUUCGCAGCCCUUAUCUCCUUGUUCUCCCGAUUUGUUCUCCGGCGAUAUCGAAACCUUAAGCCGAAAUACCAGAAAUGCUCUUCUUUGCCCCGGCAAAUCGAUCUCUCACACCAUACAUUGAUCUUCAACGUGGAAGGAGCCCUGUUGAAAUCGGAGUCUCUCUUCCCUUACUUCAUGCUCGUGGCCUUCGAGGCCGGAGGGGUAAUGAGGUCGUUUAUCCUCCUCGUUCUUUACCCUUUAAUCUGUGUUAUGAACGCCGAAAUGGGCAUGAAGGCGAUGGUAAUGGUUAGCUUCUUCGGGGUGAAAAGUAAGAGCUUCAGAGCAGGAAGGGCGGUCCUUCCCAAGUUCUUCCUUGAAGAUGUCGGGAUGGAGAUGUUCGAGGUUUUGAGGAGAGCGAGGAAUAGAGUCGGAGUGAGCGAUCUUCCACAAGUUAUGAUUGAAGGGUUCUUGAAAGAUUACUUGGAGAUUGAUGUCGUGAUCGGGAGAGAGAUGAAGGAGUUUUGUGGAUUCUUCGUUGGAUUGAUGGAGGACAGGAAGACAAACGAUGAAUCGAUGUUUUCGCAAGAGAAGCUAAGUUGUGGCAAUGUUGUCGGCAUCACUUCCUUGAGCAGGCCCCUUCACCAUUAUAAUCUCUUCUCUCAUUGUCAGGAAAUUUACUUCGUGAGGAAUUGCGACAAAAGAAACUGGCAAACCCUACCACGAAACUCCUAUCCCGAACCGCUCACCUUCCACGACGGUCGGCUCGCUAUCAAACCAACCCCUUUGAGCUCUUUGGCUCUCUUCAUGUGGGCCCCAUUCGCUGUAGCGGCCUCCAUAGCCAGACUCGUUAUUGCCCUCACCGUCCCCUUCGCUGCCUCCAUCCCCUUACUCUCCUUCUCCGGCCUUCGUCUCACGGUCGCCAUUAAUGGAGGCCGUGACCAGACCAACGGAAAAGGUUGUCUCUUUGUGUGUAACCAUAGGACAUUGUUAGACCCACUUUACAUUUCUUUCGCUCUCAAGAAGAAAAACAUGUCCGCCGUCACGUACAGUCUGAGUAGGGUUUCCGAGAUUUUGGCACCGAUCAGGACCGUGCGUUUGAACCGCGACCGCAAACGCGACGGCGAGACGAUGGGCAGGUUGUUGAAGCAAGGAGAUCUCGUGGUUUGUCCUGAAGGGACAACGUGCAGGGAACCUUAUCUACUUAGGUUUAGUCCUCUUUUCGCGGAGAUCAGUGACGUCAUCAUUCCGGUUGCCGUUGACUCCCACGUGACCUUCUUUCACGGCACGACGGCCAGUGGGCUCAAGGCCUUUGACCCGCUUUUCUUCCUCAUGGACCCUUCUCCGUCCUACACCGUCCGAUUGCUUGACCCCGUUCCCGGGUUGUCCACGUGUCAAGAUCCUGACGGGAGAGCAAAGUUCGAGGUGGCUAAUCACGUGCAGAGGGAGAUCGGGAAGGUCUUGGGUUUCGAGUGCACCAACCUCACCAGAAGAGACAAGUACUUGAUCUUGGCCGGUAACAAUGGCAUCGUUGGCAAAAAUUAGAUUUAUUUUUGGUAAAUAAUCAAAAUUGUUAGGAGUUGAUAUUUUAAGCGAUUAUACUUUGAUGUCCUUGUGAAACCGUAGUUGGAGUUGUAAUCGAUGUUUUAU
Molecule: messenger RNA, 1673 nt
Organism: Tarenaya hassleriana
Lineage: Eukaryota; Viridiplantae; Streptophyta; Magnoliopsida; Brassicales; Cleomaceae
Product: probable glycerol-3-phosphate acyltransferase 3
Exons: 2
Coding region: 27-1568 (513 amino acids)
Biological process (GO): cutin biosynthetic process
Cellular component (GO): membrane
Molecular function (GO): phosphatase activity; glycerol-3-phosphate 2-O-acyltransferase activity
Source: RefSeq, a predicted model, not a curated record